Agrilus planipennis (emerald ash borer) is the source of this 969-nucleotide messenger RNA. Its product is annotated as cytochrome P450 4c3-like. The transcript is spliced from 2 exons. The coding region runs from base 116 to 484 and encodes 122 amino acids. Lineage: Eukaryota; Metazoa; Arthropoda; Insecta; Coleoptera; Buprestidae. Gene Ontology annotation, molecular function: oxidoreductase activity, acting on paired donors, with incorporation or reduction of molecular oxygen; heme binding; monooxygenase activity. The record is from RefSeq and is a predicted model, not a curated record.
ACGCACUUGUACGCCAGAUAAUAAGUAAUUGACCAACCUUCACAUUAAAAGAACCUGGUAACAGAAAUUUUUCUGUAAUUCCACUCUUUCGUGCGAGUGACGCCGAACCGUUAACAUGGUGCUGGCAUUAAUAGUGUUCGGUUUAAUUACUGUUUUAGUUGUUGCUGUUUUAUCGUGGCUAAUAGUGCAAUUUAGAUAUAUUAUUUAUCUAAGAAAGAUACCAGGCCCGCAACGAAUACCAGUAUUAGGAAAUGCGCUCGACUUCAGAAAUUCAGUUGCUUUUCUACCGAAGUUGUUGGAAUGUAAGAACAAAUAUGGCGAUGUUUACCAGAUAAGUUUCGGAUUCCAAGAACCCCACAUUAUUGUAUCCGACCAUAAAUUGGUACAGUUCAUUUUAAGUUCGACCAAGAUUUUAGACAAAUCUGUCAACUACAAGUUUCUUCACAAAUGGUUGGGACAAGGACUGCUCGUCAGCACCGGUUGAUUAUUUUUUUUUUUUAUUUAGUUCCUAAAGUAGCACAUUCAAAACAUAAUUAUUGUACUGGGUCCUGGCGAAUUCUUAGACACAUGCUGGAGAGAUAGCAACAAAUGUUUGGACAUUAAUCAUUAAUUAUUAAUAUAAACUGAUUUCUAUUAUUAAAAAAAAGGAUCUCCAUGAAAAAUCCACUCCUUUCGAGCUAGUAGCAACUGAAAUAUGAUGUUCUUUACAACGUUUAAUUAAAUUCAAAUGUUUACUUGAUCUCCCCGUUAACAUCACUUAUAUUCCGUUAUAUUUAACCGUCUUGUUUUAAAACCCUCUCUCCUACUAGAAAAUUUCGGUUACUGGAUUUAGUGUUAUCCCAAAUACAAAUGUCAGGGUUACUUAACAUAUCGACGUAAUUUACUAUUUGCACUUUUAUGUAAAAAUUAAUACGUGUUAUUUUUCAAAAGUUGUCGUUACCCUAGACAAAAAUAUUCAGUCUCUCUCCA